AUGAAUGGUAAUGGAAUUAAUCCUAUUAUCUGCCUCAGUAAUGUAGACAAUGAUGUAGAUAAGCAUAAAAGUGAGAAUUUAGAAGUCAUAGAGCCUACAAGAGGUAAUAACUUGCUCGACCUAGUCAGGUCAAAUAAAGAUACCCUCAGAAAUAAUUUGGAGAUCACUGAAGAACUUGAUUCAGGUGAUAAUGAAUUUAUUACCUCUAAUACUACCUCUGAGGCGAGUGUGGAGGUGUGGUUGCUUGUAGCAGGACUGGUGCUGGCGGCUUAUGUAUACUCUCGCUGGCGCCACAGCUACUGGUCGUCCCGUGGUAUUCCCACCCCACCUUUUCUACCAUUCCUGGGACACAUGCAUAAGAAGUUAGCAUUCUUUCAGUCUCGAUGGGAAUAUUUCGACGAGGUAUAUCACAAGUACGGUGGAGCAUCGCUAUGUGGCCUCUAUGAUCUGUUUCUUCCUGUCCUAAUGAUUGGUGAUCCAGUCCUUCUCAAAGGCAUUCUUGUUAAAGACUUCGAUCACUUUGUUGACCGACAGAUAUUUCGGGCAGAAGAAGGAAGCAUUACUAAUAAAAUGCUAAUCAGAAAGUCCGGAGAUGAGUGGAAGGCACUUCGAGCCAUCAUGACUCCGACAUUCACCUCUGGCAAGAUACGUGGGAUGUUCCCUCUCGUCUGUAACAAGGCUGACACUCUUGUCUCUUUUACUCUCAAAGAAGCCGCUCAGAAACCUUAUAUUGAUAUGAAGGAUAUCUUUGGACGGUUUACUAUGGACACUAUUGCUUCCUGUGCUUUUGGUAUUGAAUGUAAUUCUUUUAAAAAUGAAGAACCAGAGUUUGCCAAAAGGGCAGCAGCUUUUUUUGGGUCAUCACUUACAAGGGUUAUCAAAUUUACUCUUUUUUCCAUGUACCCAAGGAUUUGUAAUGCUCUGGGCGUGAAAAUAGACACACCUUCUAUAAAAUUCUUCACAAGAGUAGUGAAGGGGAUUAUAGCAGCACGGAAGGCUGGUCAAAAAAGGGAAGAUUACCUGGACAUUCUCCUGGAUACACAAAGUGGUCAUAAUUCUCCAACUACUGCCCAUGAAAACCACACGAGCAUCACUCACGACUCUUCAGUCACCGAAAUAGACAAAAAAAUCGCCCCUCUAUCUAAGCAAGAUGGAAUUUGUGCAUGGGGAUCAACAACAUCAAAUCACCUAAAACCCUUAAUAACCCAGCAAAAGGCAGCAGUAAGAAUGAUAACAAAUUCCCACUCCCGCCAGCAUACUCCACCAAUUUUCAAAAGUCUGAAUCUGCUCACCAUUAAGAACAUCCAUACUUAUUCAUGUGCCUACUACAUACACAGAACAAUACAAGCAAAUAUAAACCCUCCACUCAAACUUCUCCUCACCAACCUAAACAGGACACAUGACCACAACACAAGACUCAGAUCUCUUUUUGAUAUAACUCGUGUCCAUAUCACACUGUGUAAAAACUCUAUGCACAUAAAGGGCCCCAAAAUAUGGAAUUCAUUAGCAGAAGAUAUUAAAGUAACCAAGUCUGAAAAUCAAUUUAAGACUCUUCUCAAAAGCCACUUCAUCACCCUAGCCUAAAUGUUAAAUACUCAAAAUACAUUUACUCACCUAUGUACUCCCACACCAUAACUGAAACAAUUACAUUGAACCUUUUAUCCAUUGUUGACAGGAAUAUAAUUUAAUCAUUGUUUUUCACAAAAGCAUUUUAGAAUAUAAAUAUAUCUUUCUAUUAUACAAAUUUUGAUUCA
Messenger RNA from Cherax quadricarinatus, 1754 nucleotides. The record is from RefSeq and is a predicted model, not a curated record. NCBI's taxonomy places the organism in Eukaryota, Metazoa, Arthropoda, Malacostraca, Decapoda, Parastacidae.